AUUUAUUAUUGUUUUAAAUCUUAUGAUUUAAAAAAAUAAAACCUUUUAUAAAACAUUAUUUUAUUAUUACUAACUAAUAAAUCCAAGGAAAAAUGAUUUAUUCUAAACAAAUUGUGAGUCAUAUGCCAGCUAUAAUUCAUAUCAAUUCUCUAUUUACGAAUAUCUCAUUUCCCGCAUAGUUCCACACAUCAAAGAACACGACAAUAUUUUAGAUGUCGGUAGCGGAGAUGGUAAAUGCACCAAUUUACUAUACGAAACUUUAUUAACUGUUCAUGACAAUAUUGAAUUUAAAGUAAACAUUUUAGGGAUAGACUUGCUCUCAAGAAUGAUCGAAUACGCCAAGGAACGUUAUUGUUCUCACCAAAAAUCAUUGGAAUUCGCUAAUAUAGAUAUAACGAGCAAAAAUGCGGCUGAAAAUAUUUUAAAAGCUACUAAAGGAGUCGUUUUUGAUCACGUUGUGUCUUCAUGCUGUUUUCAUUGGGUGGGGGAUCAACUGAAAGCGUUCGAUAAUCUGCUCAAAAUUAUAAAACCGGAAGGCGGAUCUAUUAAUAUAAUAUUAAGUGAUGGUAUUGUAGAAAGCUUAAAUUACGCGACUGAAAGAGCCUUAGAUAAUCAAGAAUUGAGUCCGCAUUUAAAAAAAUUAAAAGAGUACUAUGACGGCUUGUUAUUACCUUGGAGGCGUUCAUGGAUGAUGGAACCUAAUCCCAUACUAGCUUAUAAGAAAAUCUUGAUUGAGGCGGGGUAUAAAGAAGAUAAAAUAACGAUAGAAGCGAUAGACGAGAUUAAAUACUCGUUUCAACCCUCUAUCGAGGCCGCUGCAAAUUUUGUCCAAGGGUUUUUCCCAGAUGUUUUAGCUGAUGUAGACAAAUCGGGAUUGAAGGAACAGUUUUUUAAAAUGUUUGUGGAAAAUAUUUUGGAAUAUAAUGAAAGACAUUAUGGUGACAAAUUGAAAAUGUGCUUUCCAUUGAUGUAUGUUCGUUACAGUUUAUGAAUAAAAUUAGAAUUCAAAAUUAUGAAUACAUGAAAGACCAAUUUUAUUAAUUAAACAGUAACUUGUUUACAAAAGAAAUUAACAUUAUUUUGUAUAAAAGUUGUAUAAAUAAAAUGGACCUAAUUGAAGUUUUUUA
Gordionus sp. m RMFG-2023 is the source of this 1127-nucleotide messenger RNA. RefSeq lists its product as uncharacterized. The coding region runs from base 326 to 991 and encodes 221 amino acids. NCBI's taxonomy places the organism in Eukaryota, Metazoa, Nematomorpha, Gordioida, Chordodea, Parachordodidae. Gene Ontology annotation, molecular function: S-adenosylmethionine-dependent methyltransferase activity. The record is from RefSeq and is a predicted model, not a curated record. The transcript is spliced from 2 exons.